Toxotes jaculatrix (banded archerfish) is the source of this 1859-nucleotide messenger RNA. It is a transcript of the gene sec13, whose product is annotated as SEC13 homolog, nuclear pore and COPII coat complex component. Gene Ontology annotation, molecular function: structural molecule activity; protein binding. Gene Ontology annotation, biological process: positive regulation of TOR signaling; COPII-coated vesicle budding; protein import into nucleus. The record is from RefSeq and is a predicted model, not a curated record. Gene Ontology annotation, cellular component: nuclear pore outer ring; COPII vesicle coat. The transcript is spliced from 9 exons. NCBI's taxonomy places the organism in Eukaryota, Metazoa, Chordata, Actinopteri, Toxotidae. Bases 131 to 1093 code for a protein of 320 amino acids.
CCGGUACGAGCAGUUGUGGGACCGCGCUUUGCACUUGUUGCCACGUAGGAUUGGUCGGUGGACCUGGUCAAUUCAUCUCCAAAUACACGGGGACUAAGUUUCUGGGGUAGUUUCAAGUGUAUCCGCAGACAUGGUUUCUGUUAUCAACACGGUGGAUACCUCCCAUGAGGACAUGAUCCACGACGCCCAGAUGGACUACUACGGAACCAGACUCGCCACCUGUUCGUCUGAUCGCACCGUGAAGAUCUUUGAUGUUAGAAACGGAGGUCAGAUACUGGUCGCAGACCUCAGAGGCCAUGAGGGUCCCGUGUGGCAGGUAGCGUGGGCUCACCCGAUGUUCGGCAACAUCCUGGCUUCCUGCUCCUACGACCGUAAAGUCAUCAUCUGGAAGGAGGAGAACGGAGCCUGGGAUAAGAUGUACGAAUACACUGGACACGAGUCGUCAGUGAACUCUGUCUGCUGGGGUCCCUAUGACUUUGGUCUGAUUUUGGCCUGCGGCAGUUCAGACGGAGCCAUUUCCCUCCUCACGUUUACGGGUGAUCAGCAGUGGGAUGUCAAGAAGAUCAGCAACGCACACACUAUUGGCUGUAACGCGGUGAGCUGGGCUCCUGCGGUGGUUCCAGGCAGCCUGAUCGAUCAGCCGUCAGGACAGAAGCCAAACUACGUCAAACGCUUCGUCUCCGGAGGCUGCGACAACCUGGUCAAACUCUGGAAAGAGGAAGACGGGCAGUGGAAGGAGGAUCAGAAGCUGGAGGCUCACAGUGACUGGGUGAGAGACGUCGGCUGGGCUCCUUCUAUUGGUCUUCCCACCAGCACCAUCGCCAGCUGCUCCCAGGACGGACGUGUGUUUAUCUGGACGUGUGAUGACCCGGCAGGCAACACCUGGACGGCCAAACUGCUGCACAAGUUCAAUGAUGUUGUUUGGCACGUCAGCUGGUCAAUCACAGGAAAUAUCCUGGCUGUUUCAGGAGGAGACAACAAGGUGACUCUGUGGAAGGAGUCGAUGGACGGUCAGUGGGCUUGUAUCAGCGACGUCAGCAAGGGCCAGAGCGCCGUGUCCACCAUCACAGACACACAACAGAACGAGCAGUGACACACACACCAGCACACACAGCAAAGACCCCUGACCUCUGACCCCUGACCCCAGCCAGGAUGACCACAGUCUUCAAAGAUGAAUUUAGUGUUAGUAAACACGCCGGACAUUUGAACAGACAACAAAACGUUGUCCAGUGAUCGAGCUUCGUUUGUUUAUCUGUUAUUUUCUCAGGCUUCAGCAUGAGUCGGACGCCUCUUCUUUUCUAAACUUUAUCUGAAGGGAGAGAAACAGUCACAGUGGAAAGAUGAAGAAUCUCUGCACAGUGUUUGGUUUCUUUUCCUGUUUCGUUCGAUGUUUCCAAACACAAACAUGACUGAUGAUAAGUACCUGAUGCACUCCACUGUUCCUGCUUUAGGUUGUUCCCAGUUUAGAGUUUUCACACGAACAUUAACACCGGUCCAAACAUUAUUUUAAAAACAACCGUACUCCAUCCCAUGAUGCUCUGCUCCUGAAACAUUCCACCUCCACCAGUGGAGAACAAAACUUCCAGGAUGAUCCCAGCAUCCUCAGCAGCAGCUGAGCUUCUGGUUAACACAAACCACUGAACCCUGUGUUACAUCUGUGAAGCUGUUUUAUUUUCAUUUAUCUCUAAAGUAUUUGGUGUAAAACCAGCUUCACCUCUCAGGCUGAAUUCAAAUCCCCACGCUGUCUCAGUGAGACAAGUCAGAGCAGAGCGACUAAACUGAGUCUGGUUUCUGUUUGGAAAAGUCUCCCACUGAAUAAAUGGAAUAAUAACAAGAGAAUAAAUGAUUUAUUUGGUGAA